UCCACUUCUAACUGGAGUUGUCAGGCAGCCAGGACCGAAGCCCCGAUCAGUUUCUCCGCUUCCCCUCGCGCUCGCUUCAGCAGUUCUGUAUGGUGGAUUUAAUAUUCAGCUCUUCUUUUCUGGAUGAUAUGGGAGAUCAUUCCAAAAAGAAGUCUGGGUUGGCCAUGUGCGUCGGCUGCGGAAGUCAGAUUCAUGAUCAGUACAUCCUGCGGGUCUCCCCGGACCUGGAGUGGCACGCAGCCUGCCUGAAAUGCGCCGAGUGCAGCCAGUACCUGGACGAGACCUGCACCUGCUUCGUGCGCGAGGGGAAAACCUACUGCAAGAGAGAUUACGUAAGACUGUUCGGAAUAAAGUGCGCUAAAUGCGAGCUGGGCUUCAGCGGCACUGACCUGGUCAUGCGCGCUCGGGACAGCGUUUAUCACAUCGAGUGUUUCCGCUGCUCGGCGUGCGGCCGCCAGCUUCUGCCGGGGGACGAAUAUUCUGUGCGCGAGGACGCGCUGCUGUGCAGGGGGGAGCACGGAGCCAGCAGCCCCCUCAGUCCCGGACAUGUCCACAGCAGAGCGCUGCACAUGGCAGCUGACCCGGUGUCGGUCCGGCAGGCCCAGCACCGGAGUCACGUGCUCAAGCCCUCGGAGAAGACGACUCGCGUGCGCACUGUGCUGAACGAAAAGCAGCUUCACACGCUGCGGACUUGCUAUAACGCGAACCCGCGGCCGGACGCGCUAAUGAAGGAGCAGCUGGUGGAGAUGACCGGCCUGAGCCCGCGCGUCAUCCGCGUCUGGUUCCAGAACAAGCGAUGCAAAGACAAGAAGAGAUCCAUCCUGAUGAAGCAGCUGCAGCAGCAGCACGGAGAUAAGACUAAUCUGCAGGCUCUGGCGGCCACUGCGCUGGUUGCGGGCAGUCCGAUCAGGCAUGAGUCUUCGGUGGUGGGUCACGCGGUGGAGGUGCACACUUACCCGCCCUGGAAAGCCCUGAGCGAGUUCGCACUGCACAGCGACCUGGAUCAGCCCGCUUUUCAGCAGCUGGUCUCUUUCUCGGAGUCCAGUUCUUUAGGAAACUCUUCGGGCAGUGACGCCACCUCGCUGUCCUCGCAGUUGCCGGACACGCCAAACAGCAUGGUGCCCAGCCCGGUGGAGACGUGAGAGCGGCUGCUGACCACAGCCAUGGUUAACACCUUCCCGCACUUCCUUCACCAAAUCAGCCCAGUGCGACGCGCAGGACAGCGGAGUUUUAGGACACUCGUGCGCCGCACACGCACAGCGCCGAGAGAGUCCGACCGACCUGAAAACGGAGCGGGUACAAAACAGCGCCGGACUUCCCAGAAGGACCGUCUUUCCUCAAAACGGACAUUAGCCGUGUUGUGUUUGUGCGCGUGCUCGCGCGUAAGGGCGCCUGUGAUGUACAUAUGAAACACUGAUCGAGCCUCUUGAGCAAAAGUAACUUAUUGUAAUUUAUUAUCUCCAUUAAACUCCUGCAGAAAUAAAA
This is a messenger RNA of Pygocentrus nattereri (red-bellied piranha), 1485 nucleotides long. RefSeq names its product ISL LIM homeobox 2b (gene isl2b). Lineage: Eukaryota; Metazoa; Chordata; Actinopteri; Characiformes; Serrasalmidae. Gene Ontology annotation, cellular component: nucleus. The transcript is spliced from 6 exons. The record is from RefSeq and is a predicted model, not a curated record. Gene Ontology annotation, molecular function: DNA-binding transcription factor activity, RNA polymerase II-specific; cis-regulatory region sequence-specific DNA binding. The coding region runs from base 90 to 1142 and encodes 350 amino acids. Gene Ontology annotation, biological process: axonogenesis; positive regulation of transcription by RNA polymerase II; neuron fate specification.